GGGAUGCUGUGCCGGGCGCUCCUCACCUCCCUGACCUUGUCCGCCUCUCGCCCCCAGGGGGAUUUGUGUCCAGGUUACCCCAGCAUGCUGCCACCACCCACCUGGUGGCCUUGCCGCCUCCACAGCCCAUGGGUAUAAAGCCAGGUAGAUGAGCAGGGGCGGCACUCGGGAUGGGGACGCUCCAGGGGCUGUUGCUGUGGCUGCUGCUGGGCACGGGCGGGGCGCAGGCAUCCAGGGGGCCACUCCGCCCACUGUGCCGGCCCGUCAACGCCACCCUGGCCGCUGAGAACGAGGCCUGCCCGGUCUGCAUCACCUUCACCACCAGCAUCUGUGCCGGCUACUGCCCCAGCAUGGUGCGGGUGCUGCCCGCCGCCCUGCCGCCCGUGCCCCAGCCCGUGUGCACGUACCGCGAGCUGCGCUUCGCCUCCAUCCGCCUCCCCGGCUGUCCACCUGGCGUGGACCCCGAGGUGUCCUUCCCCGUGGCCCUCAGCUGUCGCUGUGGGCCCUGCCGCCUCAGCAGCUCCGACUGUGGGGGUCCGCGGGCUCAGCCCCUGGCCUGCGACCUCCCCCACCUCCCAGGCCUCCUCUUCCUCUGA
Messenger RNA from Lepus europaeus (European hare), 596 nucleotides. It is a transcript of the gene LHB, whose product is annotated as luteinizing hormone subunit beta. The transcript is spliced from 3 exons. Gene Ontology annotation, cellular component: cytoplasm; extracellular region. Gene Ontology annotation, biological process: G protein-coupled receptor signaling pathway. Lineage: Eukaryota; Metazoa; Chordata; Mammalia; Lagomorpha; Leporidae. Gene Ontology annotation, molecular function: hormone activity. The record is from RefSeq and is a predicted model, not a curated record. Bases 171 to 596 code for a protein of 141 amino acids.